UAUUGUACUGCACUGUCCUGAGCUGUGAGCUCUCUACCACGUUCUCCUCCUGCCUGCACCUCAAGAAAGUCUUUUUUUAUAUACGCACACGGACAUCAAGGCCUCACUCCUGGUGACCAUGUCUGCAAAUAACAACAUCGUGCACGUCAGGAAGAUGGUGGAGCAGCUCCGUGUGGAGGCCAGCCGAGACCGUAUCAAGAUCUCGAAGGCUGCUGCCGACCUGAUGCACUACUGUGUGCAGCAUGGCCGCACCGACCCUCUCCUGGUCGGGGUACCCACCUCAGACAACCCCUUCAAGGAGAAGACACCCUGCUGUCUCCUCUAAUGCCAACGACCCUCACACCACCCUCCAUGCCAACCAAGGUGCCAAUCAUCCAACCCAAUGCCAAUCGGAUCCUCUAGUUUGUCCCAGCGACCCCAUCCUGGUCGAGUCACCAAGAGCACCCCUUCAAGGAGAAAACAUCUUGCUGCAUCCUCUAACACCAACGACCCUCACAACCACCCCAGUGCCAAUCACCCAUUGAUGGCAAGGUGCCCAUCGUAGUCCCAGCGACCCUCUCCUGCUCAAGGUGCCAAGAGAACCCCUUCAAGGAGAAGACACCCUGCUGCAUCCUAUAAUGCUAAUGACCCACCACAGUGCCAACCACCCACCACAGUGCCAUGUGCCCAUUGCCAAGGUGCCAAUCGUAGUCCCAGCGAGCGAUCCUCUCCUCCUCAAGGUGCCCAUCACAACCAACCCAGUGCCAAUCGCUGGACCACUAGACCUGAGCAGAGAGAGAGAGAGGGAUGGGGGUAGAGAUGUCAAAAGUAAAAGUAAGAAUAUACUUAAAUUUAAGAAACAGAUUCUUUCCAACAGAGGUAACUUAUCUGAGUAACCGAUAAUAACAUAGUCUAUCUCCUUAUGUUCAAUGGGGUAAAUGGUGUAACAGCGAUGUAAUAUCAUGUGCUGAUGUUGUGCUUACACCAUGAAUUUACUUUUACUUAUCUUUACUGCCCCAUACCACCCACCAGUGCCAGUCAACAUCCCUCUUUACUGUAAGUGUGCUGUGUUGUGUGUGUUUUUGUGGUGUAGUAGGCUACUUUGUUUUGUAAGAUCUUGCAAGUUGGUGCUCUAUUCACUGUAUCACAUGUCCAGCCACUUGUUUGUGCUUUGUUCCCAAACGCUGUAUGUUCAUCUUUAUAAACGACAAGAGGGACUAUUUCCAAACUUGACCUAUUGGCCUUUUGACCUUUUCUUUGUUGGCAGGGUGACAUGUCAUUAUUUUUACUGUUUUCAUCCACAAUAAAACACUAUCUGUG
Messenger RNA from Engraulis encrasicolus (European anchovy), 1299 nucleotides. Its product is annotated as guanine nucleotide-binding protein G(I)/G(S)/G(O) subunit gamma-7-like. The coding region runs from base 119 to 325 and encodes 68 amino acids. Gene Ontology annotation, cellular component: heterotrimeric G-protein complex. The transcript has 3 exons. NCBI's taxonomy places the organism in Eukaryota, Metazoa, Chordata, Actinopteri, Clupeiformes, Engraulidae. Gene Ontology annotation, molecular function: G-protein beta-subunit binding. Gene Ontology annotation, biological process: G protein-coupled receptor signaling pathway. The record is from RefSeq and is a predicted model, not a curated record.